AUGGUCUAUUUUUGUAUACGUGCACAUUGUUUAGCUCAACAACAAGAAUGGAAAAAAGACUAUGAGGAUAUUAGUGGUUUGAAAAAAGAUAUAUAUGAUCAUUUUCAAGUAUAUAAUAUCAAUGAGGAAUCAUCUGUUAUUGUUUAUUAUGAUGAAAAAGAAAAAUGUGAUCGUAGACUUGAUAAUUUAGAUAUUUUACUAAAAGAUGAUAAUACUAUAUUUGAUGUGUAUGUCAAACGAAUAUGGGCUUGUUGUGGUGUUUGUUUUGGUCCAUUUGAUAUUAUACCUGAUCGUCUUCCACUCGAAUGUACUGAAAAACUUUGUAAUGUGCAAUGUUGUGUUAAAUGUGUAGAUAUUAUUUGUGAAUUGAAUAAGAAUCGCAAGUUUACUUGUAUGUUUUGUAACAAGACUGGUGAUCGACCUAAACGCAAUAUUUUACUUGAAAAUAUUUUUUUGUGGAAACCAUAUACAAUAAGAUAUGGUGCACAUAGUACAGAACGUAUAGAAACAAUAUUUAAUGCACCUAAUUUAUCUGAUGCUAUUCAUCGAAUUGAAAAUCGUCGAACACACAUACAAACAUUGCAAACUACAUUGAAAAUGCGUUUAUCAACUCUCACAGAGACAGAUUCUCAUUCAGAUAAGAGCACAUAUUAUCUUAUUGCAGCUGAUCAAUUAAGUGGCAAAUUAGAAACAUUUAUAACACGAUUGAGAAUAUGCGAACGAAAUAUAAUAUCACAAUCAGUGUCUUUUCGAACUCUUGUAAAUAAUUAUCGUAAAUUGCUUCGAGAUAGUAUUUGCCAAAAGUCUUCAAAACAAGAAGCAGCUUCUUUUAUUCUUUUAUGUGAAAAACUAUCGGCUUCUGAUUACGAAACUAUUGAACAUAUGAUGACUAUGAAUGAACAAUUGAUCAUAACUGAAUCAAAUUUGAUUUCCAUAUAUAAUGCUAAUAAAUUGAAAGCUAUAACUGUCAAAGAAAGUAUUGCAUGUGUUACGGAUAUACUUGAAGAUAUCGUUUAUAGACGAAGUAUUCUUCAAGAAAAACAGCAACAAGUAGCUGAUUUAUAUUUAAAUUCAAUCAAUCAUCCAUUUCACACAUAUUAUGUUCAUCAACAUCAAAAUGCAACAACAAUGAUUACUUCACUUGAUGAAUAUGAAAUAAAAUUUAUUUAUUUUCGAGAUAUUUAUAAUGAAAUUGAUAGUAUUAUGCAUGAAUAUAAAGAUGAAUUAACUAAAAAAACAUUAGAUGAUACAUCAAAUGAACAUACUUCAUUGCCUACUUCAGAACAGAUGGCUACAUUUCAAUGUUCAAGAUUAAUACUUAUUUCUGAAUUAUUACGUUCUGAAACAGAUCAAAUUGAAAUAGAAACUAUUUUUCCUCGAAUAACUAAACAAGUACAACAAUGGCAACAAAGUCAAGUUAAUGAUCCUAAAAUUUAUGAUCUAUUUGCCACAUUAGAACAAGAUCUAUUGUCUUUAUAUGAUCCAAAUCAUUCUUUACUGCAUCUAAUUCCAUUUCGAGUAGGUUUUAUUGGAAAUAUUAGUGUUGGUAAAAGUUCUUUAGUUAAUUAUUUGCGUACUCAAAACUCGAUAUCAACAUCUACUAAUCGAACAUUAUCUCCAACAGCAGUUGGUCAAUCAACUGUUGGAUCAUUACAAUUCGACGAACAACAUCUAUGUUCUAAAACACAAACAGUGGUAACUAUUCGUUAUGUUGAUAUUGAAGGUUGUGCUGAUUUUAGCGCCAAAGUGAAAGCUGCAUCGUAUUUUGAGCAAAUCCAAAAAGCUGAUUGUGAUUUAUAUAUUAUUUUAUAUACUGGUCAACAAGUAAGUUUUGAACGUAAAUUAGAAAAAGAAAUUAAAGAACGACUGAAUCGACCAUGUUGGUAUGUGCGAUCGAAAGUUGAUAUAGAAUUUGAAGAACAUUUUAAUGAAAAAAUAAGACGACGAAAACUUGAUUAUCCUGAUAUUACAAUUGAAGAUAAUGAAGAAAAUGAAUUUGCUGAACAAGUCGUUGAAAUCAUUCGAGAAAAAGCUAUUGAAAUAUGUCAAACAUCAUCAGAUAAAGUUUUUCUCAUUAAUUCUCUUUAUUCAAAUACAGAAGAAAAUAAUAAAGAUAAAAUUAAUAGUAAAACACAUCCAUUUGAUAUCCAUUUGCUUAGUCAACAAUUGAUCAAUGCUGCUCAACAAUCUUACACACAAGAACGUAUUAAACGGAUGGCUGCUAUGACAUGUGCUCGUAUUAUUGGUACUUGUUUUCGUCGACGAUGUAUUACAUCAUUUAUUAGCCAUGAAUUUCUAGCAAGUGUUAGUGCAAUAUUAGUUCCAUGGGGAGAUCAAAUAGCACUUGCUCAUACACGUUUUGGUAUUCGUACUGCACUUGGAGUACAAGAUAGACCAUCCCUAUAUAAUCAAUUGAUGAAAAAAGUGGAUGAAUUUGAAUCAUUAUUACUCAAGUAUCCAUUAAAUAUUGAUCCAAUGGAUCUUAAAUCUGAUGCAUUUAAUUAUUUAAAAACAACAGACUCAACAACAAUGACCGGUAUAAUUCAUAAUAAAAAUGAAUACUCGGAAACACUGCAUCUUGGACGCGAACCAAAAACCAAUUCAUCUAUAGCAAGAAAACUGUCAUCAGCAAUACCAACUGGAGUAUAUGCAUGUGGUUUAGUAGGAAAAAAAAUAGCCGCUACUUUAGCUAUCAGUUCAUUGAGUUAUGGCGUUGGUGUAGGUUUUCUUGGUUUAGGUAUUGUUGCGGCCAUUCCUAUUGGCUUAUGGGCAUCGAAAACAUCAGGCAAAGAAAUACGUGACUAUCUAGAUAAUCUUUGUGCUGAUCUAUUGAUCAUUUCAGAGCAUUUUAUUGUUGCAAUUAUUAAUCAACAAGAAUUCGACAGAGAAUAA
This is a messenger RNA of Rotaria sp. Silwood1, 2892 nucleotides long. The record is from the annotation of a GenBank genome assembly. NCBI's taxonomy places the organism in Eukaryota, Metazoa, Rotifera, Eurotatoria, Philodinida, Philodinidae.